This is a messenger RNA of Musca vetustissima, 3537 nucleotides long. RefSeq names its product adenylyl cyclase X E (gene ACXD). Gene Ontology annotation, biological process: intracellular signal transduction; cAMP biosynthetic process; adenylate cyclase-activating G protein-coupled receptor signaling pathway. Gene Ontology annotation, molecular function: adenylate cyclase activity. The transcript has 17 exons. The record is from RefSeq and is a predicted model, not a curated record. NCBI's taxonomy places the organism in Eukaryota, Metazoa, Arthropoda, Insecta, Diptera, Muscidae.
AAUAUGAACUCAUUUCUUGAAGACUCAACCGAGUGUAUCAGUCGCAUUAGCAGUGAGACCCGUCACGAUACCUUGAUUAAUGAGAAAAAAUGGGAAUGGGGCUUCUUAAGGAAUCAAUGUCGCAACCUAGAAUUGGAACAAUUCUAUCAAUCGUAUAUGCAACGAUUGCGUGUCAGUUACCUGUCGCUAUUUGUCAUCAUAGAACUGCUGGUGGUCGGUGUGCAUUCCAUCAUUCUCCUGUCUACGAUUGGGAAUCUCAACAAUGUGUCAACCGAUAUCUUUGCCUAUCUCACCUGUGCUCUGUUGGUGUGGGGUAUUCUGGCGCUUAACUUUCGCACAGAACUCAUCAAACGAUUCACAUGGAUAAUGUAUGUCACCUCCUGGCUGGCCGUUUGUAUAUUGGCCCUCACCGAUAUUGGCAUAUCUAUCUAUCAUGCUGUCAUCAAUUUGGAUAUAUUGCGCCCGGCCUAUGGCAGUUAUAUCUUGUAUGCGGUCUAUAUAUUUAUGCCAUUGCCCGAUAAUGUUCACGCCUUUAUGCUGGGCAUGGCGGUGACCGUUUCCUAUCUGAUUGAUUAUGCCUUUGUGACAUAUCGCAAACAUCCGGAUGGCACAUAUCGGCUGGACGUGAACAAACUGAUAACGGAGGGUAUAUUCUUGGUAUCGAUCAACAUGUUGGGCAUUUACUUUCGCAUGAUGAAGGAAAUAGCGAUACGUACCACAUUUCUGGAUCGUCGUCAGUAUGUUGAGGAAAAUUUAUUGCUGCGUCAUGCCCGCGAAGAGGAGCGAAGCCUUUUGCUGAGUAUUAUUCCGGCGCAUAUUGUUAGUAGAAUUGAAGAUGAUGUUAAAGCAAGAUUGGAAUAUAAACGGGCAAAGAGACGAUCAUCGCCUCAUACUCAGGUGUUAAUGUAAGCCAACAUUAAACCGGAGCCAAUAAGACGCUGGCGUCAACCUGAAGCAGAAAAAUUAUUUAUAGAACCGCAUGAAAAUGUUAGCAUACUUUAUGCCGAUGUUGUUAAUUACACCCACCUUACAACGACGUUAGAUGUCAAGACCCUGGUGGAGACAUUGCAUGAUCUAUUCGUGAGAUUCGAUACAGCAUCUGAGGAAUAUAAUGUUUUGCGUAUUAAAUUUUUGGGUGAUUGUUAUUAUUGUGUUGCAGGUGUAUCCAUACCGAAUGAAUAUCAUGCCAAGUGUUGUGUGGACUUGGGAUUGCGUAUGAUUAAGGAUAUACGUGAAGUAAGAACUAGACGUAAAUUAAAUAUCGAUAUGCGUAUUGGUGUGCAUACGGGUCGUAUAUUAUCCGGUGUUUUGGGUGCCUGUAAAUUGCAAUAUGAUAUUUGGUCUAAAGAUGUAGAUAUUGCCAAUCGCUUGGAACAAACCGGUAUGGCUGGCCGAGUACAUGUCAGUGAACAGACUUUGCGAGAGCUUGACGGUGAAUAUAUGUACGAAGAGGGUACAGCACAGGGACGUACAGAUCCAGUUUUAAAGAAACACGAUAUUCGAACAUUCCUCAUAAAGCCACCAAAAUAUGCCUCAUACAAUGAACAUAGACGACCCUGGGCCGGCGUAAAGCGUCAAAUAGAGCGUAUACGUUCAGAUACCACCACGGAUUUUAUGCAAAAUAAUAUCCAGCAAUUUAAUCAAAUUCGUACCCAGGCGAAGUUGGAAAUGAGCCGGGAAUUGGAUAAAAUGCCCAUUGGAAGAAUUCAAGUUUCAAAGUUCUGUUUCGAUCGUUCAAAACGUCUAACACAAGAUGAACAAGAGGAGCAGAAUUUUCGACGUAACAUUACCUCAGUGGGUCUAUUUUUCAAGGAUUGGCGCUGGGAAAUGCAGUUUCUACAAGAACCGGAUGAUAUGCUGAAAUACAGUGUAAUAAUGGGUGUUAUUAUCUUCUUCGGUAUUAUGGCCAUACAAUCGAUAAAUAAAGUGCAAUCUUCAAAUUUUUGGACCACAAAUGCUCUAUAUAUUGUUCUUAUAAUAAUCGUGAUAUUUCUAACAUGGUUCAAAAAAUUAUGGAUAAUGUUUUGGGCCGAGACACUGCAAUCGGAACCUGAAAAUAAAUUUAUUUUAUUUUUAUUUGACGCCUCGAAGAGGGUACAGAGUAGUAUAACGGCACGUGUAACAAUUUAUUUGCUUAUAAUUGUUAUACAUUGUUCGGCGACGUUUAUACAAUUGUUAGAUUGUAAUAACUGGCCAGUACUUGCCGACGGUGAUGGUAAAAAUAUAACCGAUUUUGUUACGGAUGAUCGUUCAUGUGAUGUGGGCUUCAAUCCUUGGGCCAUCACCGAAAGUUUAGAGUUAACAAUUUGUAUGGUCUUCCUAUUUUCGCGCAUUCCAUUUAUUUUGAAAUUCACAGUGGGUGUACUCAUUUCGGGCAUAUACAUUAUUAUCAUCUUUGUCAGCUAUGCACCGAUCUAUGAAUCGAGUCCGGCAACAAAUGUCGGUCUGCGUGCAGAAUUUUCCCAUGUUAUGGUUAUAAUUAUAACGUUGUGUAUAUUUCAUUUGAUGGAUCGCCAAACGGAAUUUAUAUCGAAAGUGGAUUAUAAUUGGAAGCGGCAGUUACAAAGAAAACAAAAUGAUGCCAAAGUUACAAAUGCCUCCAUUUCGUUAUUGAUACGAAAUAUAUUACCAUCACAUGUGGCCGAUAUUUAUAUAUCGAAACAAAUGAAGAACGAACUCUAUUAUGAGGAGUACGACAAUGUGGCCGUAAUGUUUGCAACAAUUAAAAAUUACGACAUUGAUAAUGUGGGCUUGAGGGUGUUGAACGAGAUCAUUUGCGAUUUUGAUGAGGUGCUCAAACUAUUCGAAUCGGAGGGUAUGUUCAAGGUGGAAAAAAUCAAAGUUGCCGGUUGGACUUAUAUGGCAGCAUGUGGCUUAGAUUUGGCUCGAUCGGAAAACGUCAACACGCAAGGAAAUUUUCGUAAUUCAUCAUUGUUGAUGAAUGGACGGCGUAGUCAUUAUGAUAGUAAUGGAAGAUCGCCGGCCAGACAUUCGCGAAAUCAGCUAGAUAUGGGUCCCUCGACAUCGACAGCAUCGAAUCAAUACGAAGGCCACAAUAAUACGGCGAACGCGAGUACUCAAAAGAAUCGGAAAAUCAGUUCACCCAAUCAAUCGAACGUGGUGCAUGUGAUGGCUCAAUUUGCCCUGCAGCUUAUGCGGACCAUGCAUUCCUUUAAUGUGGAAAAUUUACAAUGUGAAGAUGGUAGUGGUGACAAUGGAAUGCUGAGAAUCGGUAUUAGCAAUGGUGCCAUUAUGGCUGGUGUUGUUGGUUCUUCGAAGCCUCACUAUGAUAUUUGGGGUAAUGCCGUGAAUAUGGCAUCACGCAUGGAUUCCACGGGUAUGCAAGGCCGCAUCCAGGUCACCGAAGAGACAGCUGAUAUUUUACGCACAUUUAAUAUUAAGUGUAAUUUCCGCGGCAUGACCUAUGUUAAGGGUCGCGGAGAAAUUCCCACAUAUUUUGUGGGUAUCGAUGAAAAUUUAAAUUUCAUACCAGAGAUGGGUACAAACGAAACAAAUGAAAAUACUGCGCCAUCGUAA